This is a messenger RNA of Phycodurus eques (leafy seadragon), 2311 nucleotides long. RefSeq names its product protein-glutamine gamma-glutamyltransferase 2-like. The record is from RefSeq and is a predicted model, not a curated record. Gene Ontology annotation, molecular function: protein-glutamine gamma-glutamyltransferase activity. Gene Ontology annotation, biological process: peptide cross-linking. Bases 56 to 2107 code for a protein of 683 amino acids. The transcript has 15 exons. NCBI's taxonomy places the organism in Eukaryota, Metazoa, Chordata, Actinopteri, Syngnathiformes, Syngnathidae.
AGACAAGUGAGUGAGACUUUUUGAAGACACACACUUUUUGAAAGAACAACCUGCGAUGUCAAACUGCAAGGUUAACAUUGUGAACGUGGAGCCGAGAUGCCGUGAAAACAACUCGGCUCACCGCACCUGGGAGAUCAGUCGAGACCGCUUGAUUGUGCGUAGGGGGCAGUCCUUCAGCAUCUCAGUGCAGUGCUCGAAGAGUGUGCGCGGAUGCAUGGUGGCUGUGGAUCUCCAUGUUGGCAAGCGAGAGGAGGCGGUGAUCAGUGUUAAGAGGGAGAGUUGCUCCGGCAACGAUUGGUGGUUUACACAGCGUUCCGCCUGUGAUGAACUGCUGCUGACUCUGCACAGCCCAGCGGAUGCCAUCAUCGGCCCUUACCGUCUGACUGUGACAUUGUUGUCCGCGAGUGAUGGCCGCGUCCUGGACACCGAGGGGACGACCAAGUUCCACAUGCUCUAUAACCCGUGGUGCAAAGAUGAUGUGGUGUAUCUACCUAAUGAGAACUUCAUUCAGGAGUAUGUCAUGAAUGAGAAUGGGAUCAUUUUCAUGGGCACCUGGAACGCCAUCACUGGCAGACGUUGGAACUUUGGACAGUUUGAGGACAAUGUGAUGGACAUUUGUUUUGAAAUCCUGGACUACUCCAAUGAAGCCGUGAGAGACUCGAAGAAAGACCUGUCCCAAAGAGCCGACCCCAUCUACGUCAGCAGGAUCGUCACUGCCAUGAUGAACUGCAAUCUCGACAGGGGCUUGCUGGAAGGCUGCUGGGAGGAGCCGUACACUGGUGGAGUCGCACCUUACAGAUGGGUGGGCAGCGUUGGCAUCCUCGAAAAGUGGAGCAACAGCUGUGCCAAGCCGGUCAAAUACGGCCAGUGCUGGGUCUUUGCUGCCGUUGCCGUCACAGUACUGCGCUGCCUGGGCAUACCAACACGCCCCAUUACCAAUUUUGAGUCUGCCCAUGACACUGAUGGAAACCUUUCUCUGGACUACCUGGUCGAUGAAAACCUGGAGAUUAUUAAAAAAGGACGUUCAGAUAGCAGCUGGAACUUCCACUGUUGGGUUGAGUCCUGGAUGAAGAGAAAUGAUCUUUCACAGGGAAAUGAUGGCUGGCAGGUUUUGGACCCAACUCCUCAAGAAUUGAGCAAUGGUGACUUCCGCUGUGGUCCGUGUCCUGUUAGGGCCAUCAAGGAGGGUAAUCUCAACGUCAAGUAUGAUGCUCCAUUUAUAUUUGCUGAGGUGAACGCCGAUGUCAUCUACUGGAUGGUCCAGAAAAACGGCCAACGUCAGAAGAUCCGAGUAAAUCAGGCCAGCAUUGGCAGGAACAUCAGCACCAAAAGUGUUUUUGGUAAUCGCAGAGAAGAUGUCACUCUUGAGUACAAGUAUCCUGAAGGCUCCAAGAAAGAGAGAGAGGUGUAUGAGAAGGCGCAACGUACAGCCAGAGACCCGUCCCCCGAGAGGCAGGAGCCAGCGCAAGUGGUGGUGAACGUCAAAACUGAAAAAGUUGUAUUCGGAUCAGAUGUUGAAAUUGUUGUUGAGUUGAACAACCAAGGACAAAAAAACGCUGACAUUUGUCUGACCAUGGCGGCCACAGCAGAGACAUACAACUGUUCACACCUUGGGAUGCUUCAUAAGGAAACCAAGCAGAUUUCUGUGCAGGCCAACAAAGUUCACAAGGAGGUGGUGCGAGUGCCCUACAAGGACUAUGUCAAGUACAUCACUGGACAGCAGAACAUCAAGCUGACAGCGUUGCUGCAGACCCAGGGAGUGAGCAAACCCAUCAUGGCCGUGGGCAAAAUCACACCCACCAUGCCUCAAGUCCUUGUUGAGCUUUCUGGAAAGGUUUCUCGAAGACAACAGACAACAUGCUCCAUCUCCUUCACCAACCCUCUCCAAGUGCCUCUGAAGGGGGGCGUUUUCACUCUGGAGGGGGCCGGCCUCUUGGCUUCCACUAAGGUCAACGUGAACGGCGACAUCGCGCCGGGCCAGAAGGCGUGUGCCAAAGUCUCCUUUCAACCUGUGCGCACCGGCGUCAGGAAACUCCUGGUUGACUUCUUCUCUGACGGGCUCAAAGACGUGAAGGGAGAUGCGACAGUAAUUGUAAAGAGGUUCUAGAGCCAAGUGAAAUCCAAUAUAUAGGAUCGAUUUUCUGAAGUGAGUGGAAUCCUGUUCAAGCCCUCUUGGCUUCAUUCCCUCCUUGCACUGUUCUGAAAUUGUGCAAAAGAAAUAAACUAAACGAAUAGGAACAAUUUGCAGCAUUGACUAGCACUCUUUUGUUGUGAUCUCUUGAGUGUAAUAAAAAUUCAGUCAAAUUAAAGC